Molecule: messenger RNA, 1984 nt
Organism: Durusdinium trenchii
Lineage: Eukaryota; Dinophyceae; Suessiales; Symbiodiniaceae
Source: the annotation of a GenBank genome assembly
AUGUGGUCUGAUUCGAAAGGAGUCGCAGUCUCAGUUAUCUUUUGUUUUGUUCUCGCUUAUGAUGGCAAUUACUUUGGAUGUCCGGCCUUCACUUGUUGCUGGAUUGAGGUUUCGGAUGUCUUCAGAAGCUUGCUUCCAUGGUUCAUUGCGCUGCUGUUGGGUGUGCUGACUGCCAUCACAGGCAGCGCAAUUGCUUUGUUCUCCGACUUCCUCGGGGAUACCCGCUUUGGCUUUUGCUACGGCAUCUUCUUGGCCGAUCGCAACAGAUGCUGCGGAGGUUCCGAAAACGUCGACUUCCUGGAGGAGAUGCCGCUUGGCGAGGGGAUUGGAGACGAUGGUGUCAGAUGGAUACCAUGGGCGCAUUUGCUGGGAGUCGGUGGAAGCGGCAGCGAAUUUCUGUCAUGGUUUAUGUACACCUUCGCUUCCCUGAUGUUCACCGGCUUGGCGGCCUAUUUGGUCUAUGAAUAUGCACCCACAGCAAGAGGAAGCGGCAUUCCGGAGGUGAAGGCCGCAGUGUCGGGUUAUGAUUUGCCGUUGAGCUUCACGGGUUCCUGUCUAUUGAUCAAGUCCUUGGGGCUUAGCCUGGCUGUGGGCGCGGGCCUUUCCUUGGGCAAGGAGGGACCUUUAAUCCAUAUCGGCGUUUGCAUUGCAUCAACGUUGCAACGGAUUUGUGGCGCAUUUGGCUGGCGGCGGGCAGGGAUGCCCUUUCAUGAGUUGGCUUGUGUCGGUGCUGCAGCUGGUGUUGCUACGGCCUUUGGUGCGCCCUUGGGAGGUGUGCUGUUUGCUGUUGAGGAAUUGGGUAGCGUCCGAAGUCUGUCCCAAAGGACCUUGUUGCUGAGCUUUCUGGCAGCCUUCUCAGCAAGCUUUACCUUGAAGUCUUUGAACCUGACCGGGGCCAACAAGCUCACGCUUUUUGCCUUGUCCCUGCCCACCAACACAGCCCGGAAGGAAUGGAUCUCUUGGGAGAUGUUUGCAUUUUUCCUUACUGGAGUGCUUGGAGGCUUUGGUGGAGCCUUGUUCGUCACUGUGAACAUUUGGUGUACAUCGCGCCGACGAGAAGCACUCAAGAAAGGGCACUUGUGGUUCUUGCCAGAAAGCCUUGUGUCUGGUAGACAACGCGGAACAUUAAAUGUCCUCGAAUGUAUUCUACUUGCUUUGGUCACAUCAUUGUUGAGUUUUCCAUUGCUUCGUUUGCUGCGAGCUAUGAACACUGAAGGGGUUCAUGCCCUAUUCGAGACUUGUCCCAACGCGCGGCCGCAUCAUUUUGGACUUUGCGAUGAAGAAGGCAACAUGUCAAACACCAGCUUCUCAGCCAAUGUAGCGCUGCUGACCGCUUCCCUGAUUCGGCUCAUUCAGACGACAUAUACCUUUGGCGCAGCUAUUCCCAGUGGUCUCUUUAUCCCAUCUCUGUAUGUGGGAGCCACCCUGGGUCGUGCCAUUGGGAACAUCAUCAACACGGUGGCCAGCUCUGUCUCCGAAUUCCCACUGCACAUCGAACCAGCUGUUUUUGCAAUGGUAGGCGCUAUUAGCAUGCUAUCAGGAUUUUGCCGCAUGACUGUCUCGCUUGUGGUGAUUAUGUUUGAACUUACAGGCGAGUUGAACUACAUUGUGCCUUUUAUGUGCGCUGUGCUAACGGCCAAGCUGGUUGGAGACUUGAUGACUCCAUCCAUUUAUGAUGCCCACGCGAAACUCAACGGCUACAUGCCGGUCGAAGAGCAAGGCGAUGUGCGUCUCUCAGCGUGCAACGGAGGUGACAGAGGGGAUACAGAGGCGUACAGAGGUGCAGGUUUGAGGAGCGAGGUAAGCCAUCGUAAGCCUGUGCUAGUGCUUGCUUGUGGUAGCAUUGCAUGAUAUUGCAUGGCCAUACAUGGGUCUUUGAUGCCAUGCAGUUAUAGCUUAUGAAGAGGAUCACAGCACUGAAUCGCGACAUAGGGCUACAAGUUUAUAUAUUUAUGAGGCUUACGCCUGACAGCCGGGCGCCGGC